Phaedon cochleariae (mustard beetle) is the source of this 2099-nucleotide messenger RNA. The record is from the annotation of a GenBank genome assembly. NCBI's taxonomy places the organism in Eukaryota, Metazoa, Arthropoda, Insecta, Coleoptera, Chrysomelidae.
UGUACCUGGUGGGAUAUGGUGUUCAAUCCUCAGCUUGGCAAAUUCGUCUUCCAGCAGCUGAAAAUGUGAUUUUGAACCACUACGGUCCUACUAGUACUGUCAAAACAGUGCUCGAUAUGCUUUACCUUGUAUUGGAUGAUAUAGACAACAUGAGGAAAUUACAAAAGCAUCAAGUAUCCUACAGAAUUCUGAACAGGUACAUUUUCCUGACGCUCCUGUUAGAUGAUCUAGAAGAAAACUCGAACAAUCCUAUAGCUGAUAUGAUCAAAUGGUCUCCGCUCUACCUAUCGACACAUGUGCUGCAAUUAUUAGACAAAAUGAUACCGAAGCUACAAGAUGAAAAGCUGUCGAACUACUUCUUCAAGAAAGCCAAUCUGCUAGUGAACCCCGGACACCUAUCUGAUGACGAUUUCACGAUCGAAGCCACUAACGUCAGGAACAUCUUGGUGCGCCUUUUUGACGAAUCUAUAAUGUCCAUAAGUGGCAAUGAAGGUUUCGAGACCUUAUUGUCCGCCCAAAACAGCGAAAUGAUGCUUUUAUACAAGUGGAGGGAGCUAGUAGAAGGUUUGCUUCCCCCACCAGGCACCAGAGGAAGAAGAUUUUGUUUCGCUGGCGCAAAAAACAAACAAGAUAUCGCUCACACCCAAUACACUUUCAGGCAGUUAGAGUAUAUCGGAUUGGUGCUGAAUAAGAUGUUGAAUGUGAAGCAGCAUAUUUUACAGGUUGACCACUGUAUCUCAGAAGACACCGAUCUAGCCUAUCACCAACAAGAUCACCUGGAAGAUCUCAUAUUCAUUCUAGUCACCAUCAUGGACCAAGCAAGGGACCAAUACCUGACGACCCAGAAGAACCCAAACAUAAUAAAAAACCGACUGAAAAUCAAAUGCAACUUCAACAACUACACGUCGAAACUGGUCGAACUGAUGAGAAAGGACAAAGAACUAGCGACUUUGAACUUCGAAGAUGACUUGGUUCUGGUGAAAACCAUCCUCAAGUGGUUAUACCGAGGCAUGGACCAAAACAAAAAGUGCCUGGGCCCAAUCCUGAGACCAUACCUCAACAAGAUAUUCACCGCUUCCCAUGCUGCUUCAUGGCACAUAGAAUCCAUCAAGGCAAGGAUGAACCAAGAUGAGCUGACAGCCCUGGGGUGUUUCGCUAAGCUGGUGAACUCUGGUGAAAUAACUCCGGCACAGGGCCUCAUCGACUCAGUGAACAAACAUUGGUCCUGGGCUGAGAGUAUGUUGAAUGUGGUGGAGAAGAAUACGCUAAGAGUGGUGUUCGUUUCUGAGAGGGGGAAGGUUUAUAGGCACAUUUUGUCUCUGCCUUCGUACCAAAGGAACAUGGUCGAGGGCGGGAGCAAAACUUUGGAGGUCAGAAGUGAGAGACGGGAGAUCCAGAGGCAGAAGACGUUGCCUAAUAGAAGUUACUUCAGUUCAAUCCUCAAUGAAAAAUGCAAGGAAUCUGAUACAGACUCAAUACCACAACACGACUUCCUAAAGAAUUCCAGUCCUCUCAGCUUAGUUCUCAACAAAAAACAUAGGGGAGGAGAACAUAGAGGAGGAGGUGACAUUUUCAGUACGUUGGCAUCGAUGCAAAAACUAAGUGUUUUUCAAGAAGUAGCAUCAUCUUUACCUCCAGGAGACCGAUUCGAACUAGCAGAACUCGUUCAACAUAUACAGUCAUCCAAGUCAAGAAAAUCAUCUACAAAGAGAUGGUCUGGUACCUUGCCGAAAAUGAACGAAAAGAACAGAAUUGAGUUGAAAAACGAGUCAUCUCAGAAGUACACACCCAAAGAGGAAAGUGCCGGUAUUCAAAUCAGAAAAAUCGAAGCUGAUAAUAGUGUGAGAAAUUCCAGAAACAGAAAUAAUGCCCUGAUAGAAAGUUGUAGAGCUGCUAGAAUCAGGGAGGAUAGUGGUGUUUUUUAUUUACACGACAGUUUCAAGAUAAAGUCAUUGUUGAGUAAAAGCGAUUCUUUCAAAUAUAGUUAAGCUGCUCAACCACUUUGGAGUGCACAGGAUUUUACGCUUUCAACACUAAUUACCUCGAAAACUAAAUGAUAUAUUGGAAAUUUUGAAACAAAAUCUUGAAUCAGAUAUUGU